Molecule: messenger RNA, 351 nt
Organism: Vespula vulgaris
Lineage: Eukaryota; Metazoa; Arthropoda; Insecta; Hymenoptera; Vespidae
Exons: 3
Coding region: 1-351 (116 amino acids)
Cellular component (GO): membrane
Source: RefSeq, a predicted model, not a curated record
AUGGCAUGUGUUUCGCCGGCAUUGGUGGGUGCAUCCCAUUGGUUCCUAUUCGUUGCAACAACAUCUUUUAUUGCCACACUUUUAUGGUGUUUUGUUUAUCUUCUCUCGAUACGAGAAGCACUUAAGAUUCCCAUCAAUUGGAUAUUAACGGAACUGUUAAAUACCUCGGUGGAAGCGGUACUUUACAUGAUCGCUUUUAUCGCUCAGCUUUCCCUUUGGAGUUCGGUAUCUGGUGCUCCACAUAUUGCUUCGAAUAUUGCUGGUGGUGUAUUCGGUAUUCUAAAUACUCUGGCAUAUGCCGCAGGUGCUUAUUUCCUUUAUAUAGAAUGGAAAAGCAGUAAUACGCAAUGA